Bactrocera tryoni is the source of this 4543-nucleotide messenger RNA. RefSeq lists its product as uncharacterized. NCBI's taxonomy places the organism in Eukaryota, Metazoa, Arthropoda, Insecta, Diptera, Tephritidae. The transcript is spliced from 3 exons. Bases 985 to 3684 code for a protein of 899 amino acids. The record is from RefSeq and is a predicted model, not a curated record. Gene Ontology annotation, cellular component: nucleus.
AAAAUGUUUAAUAUUAUUUUAUACAUCUCACAAUUGUAAUAAUUUAUAUAUUAGUAAAUUAUAUAUACAUAACUCAAAGGAGCAGCGCAAGACAUCCGAGAAUCAAGAUUUCAAUUAAAUGAUAAACUGGAUUUGUCUGUGUAGCAAGAAGAAGGGUGAGAAGAAACAAAUUGUCGGCGCCAAUUGUUUCGUAUGGAGCACUGAAGCAAAGCGGUAGGGGGUGUAUAAAGAUCGAGCAUUGCUCGCGCUGUGCGGUUCGUUGCUCGGUUUUCGCCUUGGCAGAGCGUCCAAUGUGCUGCGGAUUUUAAAGUUCAGUGGUUGUUUGGUUUUGCCCCGGUUGUUUGACGCACGCUGCGCGGCAAGAAAAUUGUUGUGGCAGUAGUGAGUUUGUUUUAUUUUUACUUUAAUAUUUUUAUUUCGCCACUCUUUUAUAUAUAUUUUUCUUUGAAUUUUCGUUCGCAUAUCGCCUGAAGAAAAACAAGUUAGCACGCAAUGGCAUGGCUAUAUGUUGGCAGUGCUUGAUUUAGUGGGCACAGGUAAAAUCUUCACGGGAAAAAUAAUAUCAAAAGCAUUAAUAAAACAACAAAAAGCAGAGCUUACUACGUGAGUGGUUUCGGUUUGUAGACGGUGAACUUUUAUUUUUUUUAUUGCUUGGGUUCGUGCUGCUUGGGUGAUUCAGCCUCGAGAUUAAGACAAGCAUAGUCUGCAGUAGCGAAAAGAAACUACGUUCAACAUCUCAGCAGCAGGCAAAGAAUUUGCCUUCGUGCAACAAAAAAGACGAGUUCGUAGACGGUAUCAUCAAUUGUGGCAAAGGCAAAGCCAGAAAAUCGCACGGCUAAAUUGAAAAAUACAUACUUAUUUACAUUGAAUAUGCCUCUUCGUCGUGUUAAUAUAAUUUCUUCUUAACUCAGAUCUGGCACCACGUUCGCUGUUAAGGAAUUCACAACUAAAAACAUGUAUUACAUGCAAAUAUAUAAAUAAGUAAUGGAAAUCCUCAUGAAAUUAAAAUGCUCACCAUCUGUACCGAACCACGGCAACAGCACCACACACUCUACUCUCAAAGUCGUUGACCAUCAUCAUCAACUAACUCAGCAGCACGCAACAUUACCAGCACCUGUAACAACAACCCCACCAACACUCAUUCGCUUGCCAUCACAAACAAACGUAACUUAUGGCUCCCCACCAUCAUUGCCGACAAUCGCUAUUCAAACCCUACCCAGUGUACCAUCUAAAAGACCAUGUUUGAAUUAUUCAAAGUCUUUGGACUGCUGCAACAUUACCGCUACCCAACAGGGAAUUGAAAUAUUUAGCUUACCAUGGGAUCAGCAAGGUCGCCGGAACGUUACAUACGAAGUUUCAAUGCAAAAACCUCCAUCUUGUUGCACAGAUAUCAACGGCAGCAAUUUGUACGAAACACCUGCUUGUUGUAGUACGUACGGCACAAAUUCGACUUCAUCUUAUUCAACUGCCACGACGCAACUCGCUCAACCUCCGCCACUACAGCAGGCACCUACAUUGCAUCCUCCCCCAUUGACAUUCCAAAUUGCUUCUUCUGAAGAUUUGUCCGAAAAUGAUUCAGUUGCAGAUUUAGAUAGACAUUACGAAUAUAAGGAACCGGAAGAAAACUUUAUCUCGAUAGAAGAUACUAAAAUAAAAGGUUUUUUGAUAAAAAUUGGCCGAGAAUGUGCUUUGCAGAAAAGGAGGCAAAAACCCACAGAUCGUGUAAUUGAAUCUGUUCAUAAAUCAAAUGAGAAUCAAGUGGAUUUUGAAAUCAUUGAUUUAGAUGAUGAGGAUGACCGGGAAGAGCUUCGACAAAUAAUGCAUCAGGUGGAAAAAGACACUCUUAAAAAAGAUUCACGAUGUGAUGUUCAGCAUAUCGCUUUGUCGGAUUUAAAUAUGUCUACCAACAGUAGAGAUAAUUGCAGAGCCAGACUCAAAUCUCCAUGUAUUAGCCUUAUUCCAAAGAGUCCGCCCCUUACAUCAAAAUCUGCGAAGGUGAUUUCUCAGAAGAAAAUCGAACUCUCUAAGGAACGUAUAAUUGCACAUAUAGAACUCUCUGAUACCAGUGACUCUGAACCAGAACAAUGCGAAAAUAUUACUGAGAAUAUUCGGAGUACAGAAAGUGCAGUGGUUGCGGUUGGAUUCAAUAGCGAUGACGAUGAGGAUGAGCUAUCGUUCGCAGCUGCAGCUGUUACUUGUGAACUGGAAUGUGACGAUGAUGACAUUGACAACAUUGAGAAAAUUUCCGACAAUGCAAAGACGAGUACAAAUAUUUCAAGCAACGAAGUUGUUGUCCUGCAUUCAGACGAUGAAAACAUUGAGUUCAUCGAUAAACCAGAAAAAGGACAAGAAUUGAAUUGGGAAGAUUUAGAUAGACGUGAAAAGGGUCGACAAUUUUUCGAAUGUUAUUUAUGUGGCAAAAAGGUGCAAUCAAGUUAUAACUUGAGAAGACACAUGAUGAUACAUACAGGUGAACGUCCAUUUGGUUGCGAUAUGUGUGAUCGGAGAUUCCGUGAGUUCAGUGACUUGAAGAAACAUCGCCGCCGACACUCAAACGAAACAAAUUUCGUAUGUAUGGUAUGCCGUGUGAAACCGCCCAUGAUUCAAGAUUCAACCCGUUGCAAUGAUUGCGAUUCGAAGACGAGUGCAAUAACAGCAGCAAUGCGACCACAACUUUCCGCGUCACCUUCUUCUUUACCAGAUAAACCACAAACACCAUCGUUACCAAUUCCGACGCUGCCACCCCCACCACUCACGGCAAGGCCUUUGCUGUCUACUGAGAGAUUCCAUGAUACAUCAGCAACAACAAGUUACACCUCAAUUGAAAAUUCUGCUGAGACAAGCAACAAGGAAACGCCCAAAAUUAUAGGAAAAAUUACACUAGAUUUUGAAGAUUCUACCUCUUCCUCGAAGCGCUCAAAUUCUACACCUUUGCCCAGCGCAGAUAUGCCGUCCUUAGUGCCGAUAAAUGCCCCGUUUACUGUUAAUAAAACAACGCCAACUAGUACUCAAUUGUUGCUUGACAAUAUUCCGGUAGUUCAUCGACCUAACUAUAAUCAGUUAGGUAUUGUAACUCGCAAAGAAUUUCCUUGUCCACUUUGUCAGCGUCCAUUUGGUACGCGACACAAUCUAAAGCGUCACUUCAUGAUACAUACGGGCGAAAAACCAUUUUCUUGCAAUAAAUGCCGUAAACCGUUUCGAGAAUACUCAACCCUAAAGAAACAUAUGGCGACACAUCAACGCGAUCGAUAUUAUAAAUGCCUUCAUUGUCCAAGAAAAUAUCGUGACUACUUAGAGUAUAGCGGGCAUAAGAAAACUCACACAAACGAGGAAGAUGAUGACGAUGAUGACGACAUGAAUUUUGAUCAGCAACAGUUGAGCUCGUCCAGCAUCACGUCCAGUCCACAAAAGAAAGUAAAAAUAAAUUGUGACAGUAGCUACGAUUCAAACGAAGAAGACUCGUCCAGUGAAGAUUGGCUGGAAUGUUGCGAGUGUAAGCAGCGCUUCACAGAAAUCGAGGUGUACACUAAACAUUUGAAAGAACACGAUCCUAUGGUGUAUCUCUACGAAUGCUAUAUCUGCAAAAAGACCUUUGAGCAGCGUGAUGAACUAAUCGAGCAUGUGAGCGCUUGCAAGGAAGAGUUGCGCGAAACAGCAUUGCAACGUGCUACAUGCUUCAAUUAAUCUUUGUAGUACUUCCAAAAGUGAUUUAACUAUGCAAUAUAUGACCUACAAAAAAUAAUGUUAAUACUCCAGGCGAAUUAGUCUGUCUCCAAUCAACAAAUUGGAUUUGGAAAUAUGUAUAUAAGGUAUUUAAAGUACUUAAACUUUUCUAUAUAAUUGUGUUAUACCCAGCAAUGAAAAUGCAGUUUAACUGUUAGGUUUUUCUUAAGGCAGAGAUAGUUUAUACAUGAAAAUGUGUCUCCUUUUAUUCCAGUGACAUUCCAUUAUAGUAUUUUAUUUUAUAUUUAUGUGUAUUUGUUUAUUUAUCUAGUUAGUAGGAUUCAAAAUACCAUCCGCAACAAAUUGAAAAGUAGAAGUAUGAUGAGAUUGCAUAUGAUAAGAUAUAAGAGUACCUACAUAUAUAAUACAGUAACGGAGUUGAGGUAAUGCUGCUAAAUGUAUCUAUGCAUUUUUGACAAACAACUUUGAAUCAAAGCUGUUUAAUAUAAUGGAACGAGUUUAGUAAUUAAAAAUAUGUAUUCGGUUGAAAUAUUGGUCAUUAGUGGCAUAAUGUUGCAAUUUGGUUGUAAUGUCAAAAUUCCACAUAUAGUAUCUUAACGAUUCGAUCCGAUUUUAGUGCAAUAAGUUCUCAGUAGAUGUAUUAUUAGUUAAACUUUUUACUCCCAUGUUCCUUAAACGGAUAAAGCAUACAGCUUUACAGCACAUCGUACUCUUUUCCUUCAGUCUCGAAUGCUGUCUUUUCAAAUACAAAAAAAAAAUUAAAAAGCUUGUGAUUCUCAACAAACCUUUUGGUAUAAAAUUAACGAUAAGAAUAUAUUUUAUAGAAAUAUGUAUAUUUAUACCGCGUUUAUAUGUACAA